UUCCAUUUUCCCCCGUUGCUCAGCUCAGUUAUCUGUUGCACUGUGGUUCCUCUUGGCUAUGGCGUUCUUCACUUAAACCGUUAAACGCAUUCGCUAAUCUCACCACAACCAGAAUCCCCAUGGCUUUCACUCCCAAUUUUCAGGAACGAACCGUUUCUUUGUUGUGGAUGAAUAGGUGGAGAUGGAGAGGAGAGAAUUUGACAGCAAAAUUAGGGGUGGAUUAGUCAGAGCAGCCAUUAACCAAUAUGGAGAUGGAAAAGGAGAUGGUAUUUCUUGGAAGAAAUCACUUCCCCAAGAUUCCUCAGAGUAUUCCUUAAAGGCAAGAGAGCUCCAAAAGGCAAAGACAGAUAUUGACCAUUAUAAAAAAAGCAGAAAUGCAGCAGAUUCCUUUAGUGCCCAAGCUCAACUUGAGCUCCUCAAUGCCAAGAACACAGUGAAAAAUCUCUCUUCCCUUUUUGACAAAUCAAAUGCCACGGCGCGGGUGCAUAAGCGGGAACUCGAAACGUUGAAGAAGUCAAGUUCGGUCCAGGACUCACGGUUGGCUGUUGCAAGCAGUGAGAAUCAUGAGUAUGUAGACUUGAUGCGGGAAUUGGAAUCUGCAAAACUAGAAUUAAGUAAACUCAAACUUGAUGUGUCUUCUGUUUUUCAUGAGAAAUUGCAGGCAGAAAAGGAAAAAGAAGAAGCCAUUUUGAAAUUUCAAUCCUUGUCAAGCUCUAUUGAAGAGCUAAGGAAGGAGAUUGAUGAAAUAAAUGAAGAACAAGUACUAGUUGAGUUAGCCCAGAUAGAGGCUUUGAAGGAGUUUCAGGAGAUUGAAGCCCAGAGAAGCAUGGAAGCCAAAGAAUUCUUAUGUGCAAUUGAGAACAAGAGGAAGAAUAUUAAUGAUCUUGUUCAAGAGGUUGAAGGCUUGAAAGAGCUAGAAAAGCAAUUUAGUCUCACAAUGUCAGAUGUGAAUGUGUUACAGAGGGAACUAAAGUUGGUCAAGGAAUUAGACAUCAAAGCUCAGAGAAAAGUUAUGAUGACAGAAUUGGAAAGAAAAUCUCAGGUAGAAGAAGAUGAGCUUUUGUUGCAAUCCAUCACAGAAGAACUCAAGACUGCAAAGAAGGAUUUGGCCUUAAUACGUGAUGAAGGGUUUCAGUUCAUGACAUCAAUGGAUGCUGUACGAAGGGAACUAAAGCAUGUCAAGGAAGAGAUUGCUAAUUUGAAGAAACCUGAUGAAAACAGAGAUUCAAUUGUUCAAAAACUGAACUCUAAGCUGCUUAGAGCAAAAACCAAAUUGGAGGCUGUGUCGUCUGCUGAAGAGAAAGUCAAAGCUAUUGCUUCUAAUUUGUCGAUCAGCAUAGAACAAAUGAAGAAAGAAACGGAGGCUGCAAAGAAAGAAAAGGAACUUACUGACGAAGAAAUAAAAAACAUUAAAGCAGAAAUCCAAAAGACCGAAUCUGAAAUCGACUUAAACGAGGAAUGCUUGCAAGAUGCCUUGCAAGAGCUCGAAAAAGUGAAAUCGUCUGAGGCUUUGGUACUUGCAAAUUUGAAGUCACUAACAGAAAGUACAAUGAGAUCUAGAGCUUCUGCAACUAAGAGUAGCUCCUUUAUCACCAUCUCUCGUUUUGAAUACGAGUACUUAGCUGGUCGUGCAGUUGCAGCACAAGAAAUUGCUGACAAAAAAGUUGCAGCAGCUCAGGCUUGGAUUGAAGCCAUUAAUGCAAGUGAAGUUGAAACAAGAAGGAAAUGUGAGUUGGCCGAACUGGAAAUCGGAGAGAUGAGAAUGGAAGAAGAGAAACAGGCAUACAGGGCAAACAGAUCACUUUCUGCAAAAAGAAUGGUGGAGGGAGAGUUACAGAACUGGAGACAAAAGCGCGAGAAGAAUGCAGAAGAUGAUAAUGAGGAGCCAGCAAAUCGUCAAAAAUCCAUUAGGAGAAAUGGAAGUAUGACUCCAUCAAGGCGAUUAAAGUUCAGAAUAUCAGCUUCACCAUCGCCUCAUAUGAUGAAUGGAAGAACUGCCUCCUUUUCAAUGCAGAAGAGAACGAAGGUUGUGAAAAAUCUUGCCAAAUUCUUCAAUGGCAAGAAAGCUAAAAUGAAUCCUUGAAUUGGGUGAAAGAAUGUUCCUGCUGAUUGUGAUUGUUUCAGUCAGAAGUUCCAUGGCGCCCCAUAUUCUGCAAUCAGUGGGAGGGAGGAGUUCAAAUAAGUUUUUUUUUUUCUCCCCUUCAUAACUUUAUGUGCAUAGAAAUAGAAUUCCUUCAACUUUGGGUUUUCCUUAUUGGAGUAAACUAAAUUCCAGAAUCCAGAUUAUACAAAAACCCGCCUUGAGUUAUUGUCUUUAUCCAGCUUCGUGGCUCUAUAUGCUCUGACUCACUAA
Benincasa hispida (wax gourd) is the source of this 2353-nucleotide messenger RNA. It is a transcript of the gene PMI2, whose product is annotated as PLASTID MOVEMENT IMPAIRED protein (DUF827). Gene Ontology annotation, biological process: chloroplast avoidance movement; chloroplast accumulation movement. Gene Ontology annotation, cellular component: cytosol. The record is from RefSeq and is a predicted model, not a curated record. Lineage: Eukaryota; Viridiplantae; Streptophyta; Magnoliopsida; Cucurbitales; Cucurbitaceae.